This is a messenger RNA of Contarinia nasturtii (swede midge), 4760 nucleotides long. RefSeq names its product inactive dipeptidyl peptidase 10. Gene Ontology annotation, biological process: proteolysis. The coding region runs from base 1078 to 3879 and encodes 933 amino acids. The record is from RefSeq and is a predicted model, not a curated record. Gene Ontology annotation, molecular function: dipeptidyl-peptidase activity; serine-type peptidase activity. The transcript has 11 exons. NCBI's taxonomy places the organism in Eukaryota, Metazoa, Arthropoda, Insecta, Diptera, Cecidomyiidae.
UCGUAGCAAUGCAGAGCAUUUUCAUCGUGUGAAUCGUUCUUGUUUUUCUUUCUCAUCGCACGUUCUUUAAUUGAAAAAAAAAAAAAAAAAAAAUAUCUAAACCUAAUUAAAGUGAAGCUAUAAAACUAACCACAUCGAAAGUACCAUCUCAGUUCUCAUUAGUUCUUUUUUGGAAAGUUCAUUGAUACAUUCGUGGCCGUUUGAUUUGGUGGUAUUCUUUAUUUGAGAGCAUCAAAUUUUGGUGUGUGGUUGGAAAAAAAUUCGUGGAACACAGUGUUAUGAUACAGAGUCGCAGAAGAGCGAGAAGCGCGUAAAUGCCUUGUAGUGUGUGGAAACGUAUAUGAUUAUUUGUGCGAGAGCAAGCGAAAAGCAUGAUGUGUUAUGCGCUCAUAUACAUUCAUCCAUAUUGAUGAAUUGAGAUGAAUUUCGCUUUCUUCUCUUGUUUUAUUCGACAAUAGAUGAUAUAAUAAGCUUUUGAAGCGUCAAAAAAAAUAUUUUGAAGGCGAGCGCAGAACAUGCUCUUUUGAAUGAUAAAAAAAGCUUUAAGCAAAUAAAACUAGAAAAAAUAACAGAGAAUACGAAGACAAAGUGUUUGUAAUAGAAAGUAGCGCGAAUGUCGACACUAUUUGCCUGUGGUAUUUCGAGAGUCGAACAAACAAACAAAAAAAGAACUCAUUAAUCUGUGAGACGACUGUGUGUAUGUUACGGAUGAAACAAAUAUAUAUAAUACAUAUAUAUGUUGUGUGUUGUUCUUCGCAUAUACAUUGUAAAAGUUAAAUCGGGGGAGAGGUGAAAAGGACAGUUUUACACUAUUUAACCACGUCGUCAUGUACUAGAUGUGCACAUACUCCAUGUAUUAUUGUUUCCGUGUAACCAUUCGCUGACAUAGAAAAAGUAGCACUCAUUCCAUUAUAAACAAUUCGUUCACUACGCGUAUAAAUCACGUUUUACCAUCGUAUACUCCGGCUGCGUCACAAAUUCACAUCGCGUUAGUUGUAGAAGCCACAUAAAAUCCAACGACUAGAAAUAGUCACUAUCUCGACUUGAGUGAAGAAGUGAGAAAAAAAGGUUAUAAACAUGAAACCGAAUCCAAGUCCGAAUCAAAAUCCAAAUGCAAGGAAUGAACCACAACAACCCUUAGUUACAACGCCCACGAAAAAAGUAACUUUGCAACCAAAAGGUGGAGAUGAGGAGUUGGUCGCAUCGUCGCCAAGUCAACGAAAUUGGCGUGGUAUUUUUAUUGCAUUGCUGGUUAUAGCGGCCGUUUUGGGACUAAUUGUGUUUUCGAUAGUAUUGCUAUCGCCAGAGGAUGAGGGUUCACGAGUAAAGGGUAGGCGACUUACGUUAGGAGAUAUAAAUGAGAAUACAUUAAAAUGGAAAGCGUUCAACGGAAGCUGGAUAAGUGAUUAUGAGCUUGUUUACAGAGACCCCACCGGAGGGCUUUCCAUACUUAGCACAAACAAUUUGUCAACUAGAAUUCUAAUGACAAAUGCCACAUUUAGACAAUUAAAUGCUGAGAGAUUUUUAGUAUCGCCCGAUUUAAAUUUCGUAGUGCUCAUAGCAGAUAUCGAUGAUGAUGGUGCUAAACAUUAUAUUUACGAAGUAAAUACACGAAACAAAUUCCCAUUAACACCAAAAGUGGCUGAAAGAAAUGUGCCAAAGUUACAGCAUGCCACAUGGGCCCCGAAAGUGGAAAGCAGCACGAGUAAUCCAUCACAGGCAAUUGCGUUUGUGUACGAUAAUGAUUUGUAUUACAAACCAAAGGUUGAGAGUGAUCUGGUGUGUCGGAUAACACAUACCGGUAAAACAGGUACAAUCUACAAUGGCGUUGCGGAUUGGUUCUAUUCUCAUAUACCCGAUUUGAUAAGCGACACAGUUGCAUUCUCCACCGAUGGCGCAUAUCUGUCCUAUUUAUCAUUCAAUGACACUGCAGUUAAUGAGUAUAAAUAUUCAUAUUUGCGGGACGAUUUAAAAUAUCCGGAAAUUAAGUCGAUUCGCUAUCCAAAGGCUCAAACGAAGAAUCCAAAUGUAACGGUGCACAUUGUUGAUUUGACAGUUUUAAAAUUCAUCAAUCAGAUAACAAUCAUUUCACCACUUGCUGGCGAUGACAACUAUGUCGGUCAAAUGGUCUGGAUUUCGGCCACUGAUAUUUCAAUUACAUUCACCAAUCGCAAUCAAACGAGUACAUCGACCGUUUUGUGUCGUGCGCCCACAUUCCGAUGCCGUGAGGUGUUCAAUGAAUCAAUUGUUGACAAUGGAUUUGUGCUUCCAAACGAUAAAACAAUCUUUUCGCGAACCGAAGCAUAUUUUCGACAUUCGAACUUUGUUGAAAACAAAACGAAAAACACAUUUGAAUCGGAGCUGGACGCAUAUGAAUUUAAAUAUCUGUCAGAACUUGGGCCAACGCAUGGUAUGUUGAAGAGAUUGCCCGUACGUGAUGGUGAAAAUGGAUAUUUCAGACAUUUAGUAUUCAUUUCGACUACGGAUAUGCGAACGAUACCGUUGACCAUGGGACGCUAUGAAGUUACUGAAAUCGUUGGUUGGGAUGAGAAAAAUGAAAUCGGUAACCAAAUCGUCUAUUUUAUGGCCACACCACCAAACAAACCUGGACAACGUCAUCUUUAUAAUAUCAGUUUGAAAUUGAAUGUAACACAAAAUAUGAAUCGAAUUUAUCUAGUGGCAUCACAGCCAAUGUGUUUGACGUGCAAAACAAAUAAUUUAAAAUUACAACCGAUCAAAAAUGUUCAACCAGUUGGUGAAACUGCACAAUCGUUUACACCAAACGAUUUGUUUUCGAGUGAUGGCGAGAAAAAUAUGACAUCGCUACUUGAUAUGUUACCCGAUAUUAUGGAGGAUGAUGACGACGAUGGCAAUCGUAUUCCAAACAAUUGUCUAUUCAACAAAAUCUAUUUCAGCAAAAAUUUCAGCCACUAUGUUCAGGAAUGCUUGGGACCCGACACACCAUCAACCUAUUUGGUGGAGACAGCUACAAAUACAAAGGUUGCACUUUUGAAUGGCGGCGAUGCACUUCGGAAACGUAUACGCGAAGUGGCCGCACCCCAAGUGCGAACAUUUAGCGUUGAAAUUCGACAUGGUUUUCUGGCACAAGUUCGACUUUUCUUACCACCUGGAAUGAAGGAGGACGAAGAAAUCGCUUUUCCAUUGAUUUUGCAUGUCGAUUCGUCGCCCGGUUCUCAGCUUGUUUCGGAAGAAUUCAAAGUGGAUUGGAAUUGGUAUGUGAGCAGUCAAAGGGGAAUGAUUGUUGCGCAAAUUGAUGCUCGAGGCACCGCUUGUCAAGGGGAACUUCUUCGAUCAGCCAUUAAGAAUAAUCUUGGUUCGGUGGAAAUUGAGGACCAAUUGGGUGUGCUCAAAUAUUUGCGUGACAAUUUGAAAUUCAUUGAUCCGACAAGAAUAUGUGCGUAUGGUUGGGGCUACGGUGGAUAUGCAGCCACAAUGAUUUUGGCUGAAGAUUCGCAACGCAUUCUUCAAUGUGCUUUUGCUGUCAACCCAAUUGUUUCAUUUGCUUACCACAAUUCUUAUUUCACGGAACGUUAUAUGCCAUCUGGCUUCGAAUAUCAACGUGCCAUUCAAGAUUCGGAUCUCUCGACAAAAGUUGGAAACAUUGAUAGUCGCAAUUUUCUCUUAAUCCAUGGCACGGCUGACACAUUAGUUCACGAACAACAUUCCCUAAUACUGACCAACUCCCUCACAAAAGAAUUCAUUGGCUUUAGACAUCAGAUCUACACAAACGAAGGUCAUUACAUGAAAGGAGCCUUAUUACAUUUGUACAAAACAGUUGAUUGGUUUUUGGAUGAAAGCUUUGGACCAUCCGACCUAUCCGAAUGGGAGCCCACCGGAUUCUUUGCGUUCAAACAGUAGGAGACGCUGAAUACACCAUGUAAAUGUUAGCAUUGAAUGUGCUUCUAAUAGGUGUUAAAUGGUUGUUGCCACAAAUAAAAACAGAAACAAAACCAAAUAAAUCUGAAAUCGAAUGCUGUGUAGAAUGCAUUACACAGCAAGAAAAGCAUAAUUAGUGAUUUGUUUCUAAAUCCAUAAAGCAAUUCAACCCGAUUUUAUCAAGAGAUUCCACAUACACAAACACACAUAAAAGUUUCAAAUCACAUAUUGAAUGUUAUUCUAGUAACAAAAUGCUAAACGUACCAAAAAAAUGUAGUUACCAAACUAGAUCAAACAGCCUAAAAGUAUUUUUAUUGAUAUGGCCAGAGAAAAUAAAUGAAAUUCUUUGCAGGUAACUCACGACAAAAAAAAACAAUGUUUUAUUACGUUUAAAAAAAUGAAAUUAAAAGAGAAGAAACAAAAUGAUGUUCAAUAUUUGAAAACCCAAAAAAAUAUUUUAUUAUAUCAUAUUUAUUUGGAAGACAAAAAGACAGAUUGCCUGUAAUAAACAAAAAUUGUUUUUGCCAUUGUUAUUUAUCCAUUUUUAUUAUUUAACAUAUGGUUCUUUGUAAUCCAGGUCAAGGAAAAACAAUCGUUUAAAUUUCGAAAAUAAUUAGUUGUUGAUUUUCAUAAUAUGAAUUUAAUACGAUAUGAAUUUUAUGCUCACGAAAUUUAAAAGAUAUUAUAUUUACAAACAAACGUCUACCUAUUAUGAAUAGCAGAUUAUAGUUUAGUUUUAUGUAAGAUGAUCUCUCGUUUCUAUUCCUUGUAUUCAGGUGUAAAGAGGAAAAUUUAAAAAAACCAGGCAGAUGCAAAUUUUACACUAAUGAGAAAUGCCACUGUAGAAAUGUCUACCUGAAUUU